AUGAUUGGUACAGGCACAACAGGUAUUAUCUGUACUAUUCUAGCAGAUUCUGUUAUGAUUUGGCGCUGUUGGAUAGUCUGGAGUCAGCACUGGUUGAGCAUUCUGCCUCCUGUACUUUUUCUUCUUUCUGCAACUGCAUUCAAAAUUAAUUUUCUCUAUCAAGACUAUAUAGAGACCAACUAUGAAGAGUACAUCAUUACCUUUUUCUCUCAUAAUUCUGCUAUAGCAGUAUACUUUGAAUUUCUAGCAGUAAUGACAAGAGGAAUUGCUCCAACACUUCUUGUUGGGCGUGUUGCAGCAGGUCAUGCUCAUCCAGAUGAUUCUUGGCAGAGAAGUGUGAUUUCAGGCUCACUUCACUUUGGAACACAUUCUGGAGACCAGACUUCUCAGCAAGAUUCUAUGAUCAGCAUUGAUCUUGAAUCUCAGCAGGGGAUAGAUGAUAAGUAUGGCCAUCAGAAUCUUGCAUAUUCUGGAGAAGAUAAUGCCUAUAAUAGUGGCAUCCAAGAGGAUGACUCUGAGAUGGUCCAGCAGGAGAGAGAUAUCAUAUAUUCUCAUCACACUCUGGCAGAAUCUCAGACAGAUGUUGGCAUCAACUCAGAAGAUGUCAUCUGUGAAGAUGAUUCUGAGUUACAGAGAGAGAGAGAUGAAGGACAUGGCUAUCAUAUGUUGAAAGGCUUCAGAGAAGAUAUUAGCAUCAAGAGCAUUAUCUCUGAGGCUCAGGUAGCUCUAGCUGGAUAG
Molecule: messenger RNA, 738 nt
Organism: Guyanagaster necrorhizus
Lineage: Eukaryota; Fungi; Basidiomycota; Agaricomycetes; Agaricales; Physalacriaceae
Exons: 5
Coding region: 1-738 (245 amino acids)
Source: RefSeq, a predicted model, not a curated record